Molecule: messenger RNA, 369 nt
Organism: Vitis vinifera (wine grape)
Lineage: Eukaryota; Viridiplantae; Streptophyta; Magnoliopsida; Vitales; Vitaceae
Product: probable 2-oxoacid dependent dioxygenase
Exons: 4
Coding region: 1-369 (122 amino acids)
Source: RefSeq, a predicted model, not a curated record
AUGAUGCUCACAAGCUCAACUAAUUCUAAAGCAGGAAUUCAAUCUGAAUAUGAUCGUGAAAGUGAAUUAAAAGCUUUUGAUGGUUCAAAAACUGGCGUCAAGGGGCUUGUAGAUGCCGGGGUAACAAAGAUCCCCCGCAUAUUCAUCAACCAAAGUUUAAUCUGCAAGCGGAAUCAGGUUCAAGCAACUCGUAGUCGUAGUUGGGUGGUCAAUCAUGGAAUUCCCACAAGUGUUUUGGAGGAGAUGACAGAUGGGAUGCGUGGAUGUCAUGAGCAAGACGCCGAAGCACCGGCAGCUACUUGGGAGGAGAACUUGGCUUGUUCAAUGGCUCCUAAUCCUCCAGACCACGAAGAAUUGCCUGCUGUAUAG